AUGAAGUCUAACUUCCUUAUCGCGCUCUUCAGCUUGGCUCUAGCCGCUGUUGCUGCCCCUACCGGUCCUGGCGGUAGCGGACUUGGCGGCGGCGGUGGUUCCGGCGGCUCUGUGGGCGGAGGUGGCGGUGGCGGCGGUUCAAUCGGUGGAGGCCUCGGUGGUGGCUUUGGAGGUGGCUUCGGCGCUGGUUCUGGAGCCGGUGGUGGUCUUGGUGCCGGUGCCGGAGAUGGGAUCUAA
This is a messenger RNA of Penicillium roqueforti, 237 nucleotides long. RefSeq lists its product as uncharacterized. The transcript is spliced from 2 exons. Bases 1 to 237 code for a protein of 78 amino acids. The record is from RefSeq and is a predicted model, not a curated record. NCBI's taxonomy places the organism in Eukaryota, Fungi, Ascomycota, Eurotiomycetes, Eurotiales, Aspergillaceae.